ACUGUAUCCUUUGAUCUCAUACCAAACAGGACACUCGUCGUCACCAACCAUCCUCCACAUAUACAGUCAUAUACACCAAUAUGUUCUCGAGGAUAACCAGAUUUGCAUUGAACGGAUCAAGAAUCCAAGCGCCACUUACUAUCCAACCAAUCAGCAAUACCAUCAUCAACCCCAUCAGAGCCAUUUCCACAACUUCCACUUUAAAUGCUCCACCUAGAAGGGCCAACAAGAAAGGCGUAAAACCAUCCAAUUGGCUAAAAGCAGAUGAAAAAGUAGUUGGAUGGAAGAUCUAUGCUACCUUCACCAGUAAUAACACCAGAGCUAAUGUAGUAGCUGUGGUUGAAGAUACCAAGUUCUUGGAAAAGAAUCAACACUUAUCACACAAUGAGCAAGUUAUUUACUAUUUACAAUUGCCUCACAGAAUCGUGUAUUCAUUAAGCACAGGUCAAUUAGGAUUCAGAGGUGUGCAAAGAAGUGAAUAUGAAGCAGGGUUCCAGUUGUCUUCUAAAUUAUUCAAGACCAUUCAAGAAAAGAACUUGUUUGGUCCUACCGAUAAAGUAGAAAUUGUCGUCAAUGGAAUGGGUAAAGGUAGAGAAGCCUUUUCUGCUGCUUUAUUAGGUAAAGAAGGUCAAGCACUUCAAAAGAAUAUAGUUAGAAUCAGUGAUGCCACUGUACUUAAGUUUGGUGGUUCUCGUUCCAAAAAGCAACGUCGUAUAUAGACUGACAAGACUGUAUAUAUUCCUGUAAAUAAUACAAUAGUUAAUCUACCAGAAGAUAUUACUAGAUGU
Messenger RNA from Spathaspora passalidarum NRRL Y-27907, 788 nucleotides. Its product is annotated as mitochondrial 37S ribosomal protein YmS18. The transcript has a single exon. NCBI's taxonomy places the organism in Eukaryota, Fungi, Ascomycota, Pichiomycetes, Serinales, Debaryomycetaceae. Gene Ontology annotation, cellular component: ribosome. The record is from RefSeq and is a predicted model, not a curated record. Gene Ontology annotation, biological process: translation. The coding region runs from base 81 to 719 and encodes 212 amino acids. Gene Ontology annotation, molecular function: structural constituent of ribosome.